Messenger RNA from Neolamprologus brichardi, 1702 nucleotides. Lineage: Eukaryota; Metazoa; Chordata; Actinopteri; Cichliformes; Cichlidae. The record is from RefSeq and is a predicted model, not a curated record.
UUUGUCUCAUCACCAUCACACACCUGUAAAUGAAGGAGGAGUCCAGACAAGCGGGGAUGAAAUAAAAGUGCCCGCAGCUUAAAGGAUGCAGUGAAGCUGCUCGAGUCGAGAUAAAGAGCUCAACAUGGCGAACUGCAUUGUCAACUACGGCUUUUCAGCCUUCAUACUGUUUGUGUGGAUGGCCAUCAACAUCUUCCUUUUUGUGUAUUUUUAUUUCUUCUACGACUUGGGCCCGCAGUUCUUCUACACGCGUCAUCUUUUAGGGUCUGCUUUGCCUUGGGCCAGAGCUCCUGCAGCUGUCCUCAACUUUAACUGCAUGCUCAUCCUCCUCCCAGUGUGCAGGAACCUGCUGUCUCUGCUCCGAGGCUCUUUUGUGCGUUGCAGCAGAACAAUGAGGAAACAAUUGGACAAGAAUUUGACUUUCCACAAGCUGGUGGCAUACACGAUCGCUCUGAUGACAGCUGUUCAUACGAUCGCUCACUUGUUCAACCUGGAGCGGUUCAACAACAGUAGACAAGGUCUUGGCGACGAGCUCAGCGCCGCUCUGUCCGAGCUGGCUGACACAGAAAACACCACCUACCUGAAUCCAGUCCGUAUAACCAACCUCGAUCCUCAGCAGAUUCCCACCUACUUUGCCUUCACCACCAUCGCCGGCCUCACCGGUGUCGUCAUCACUCUCGCGCUCAUCCUCAUCGUCACCUCCUCCAUGGAGGUCAUCAGACGCAGCUACUUUGAAGUGUUCUGGUACACGCACCACCUCUUCAUCGUCUUCUUCGCCGGUCUCGUCUUCCACGGAGCCGGGCGCAUUGUGAGGAGCCAGCAGAGGACAAAUCCGCCACACAACACAACUUUUUGUAAAGAUCGCCCUGAUGACUGGGGACGGAUUCCUGAGUGUCCCAUCCCUCAGUUUGCAGGAGGGUUUCCACAGACCUGGAUGUAUGUGAUUGGCCCGAUGGUUAUUUAUCUCUGUGAGCGCCUGGUUCGUUUCAUUCGUUACAUGCAGAGAGUCCGAUACAAGAAGAUCGUCAUGCGACCCUCUAAAGUGCUGGAGCUGCAGCUGAUAAAGAAUGGUUUCAAAAUGGACGUGGGUCAGUACGUCUUCGUCAACUGCCCAGCCAUCUCACAGCUGGAGUGGCACCCGUUCACCAUGACGUCUGCGCCCGAGGAGGAUUUCUUCAGCGUCCACAUCCGCUCGGCAGGCGACUGGACCGACAAACUCAUUGAAAUCAUGAAGAAGGUACCAGAGGGAGCAGAGGGACCCAAGUUGGGCGUGGAUGGACCUUUUGGCACAGCCAGCGAGGACGUGUUCGACUACGAGGUCAGCAUGCUGAUCGGUGCUGGCAUCGGUGUCACUCCGUUCGCCUCCAUCCUCAAGUCCAUCUGGUACAAGUUCAAAGACUCUGAUCCUAAACUGCGCACCAGGAAGAUUUAUUUCUACUGGCUCUGUCGGGAAACGCACGCCUUUGAGUGGUUUGCCGACCUUCUACAGGUGCUGGAGAAAGAGAUGGAGGAGAGAGGCAUGGGGGAUUUCCUCACCUAUAAACUCUACUUGACUGGAUGGGAUCAGAGCCACGCUACUCACGUUAUGGUUCACUUUGAUAAGGACACGGAUGUAGUCACUGGGCUCAAACAGAAGACUCACUAUGGCCGGCCCAUCUGGGACAAGGAGUUUGAACAAGUCCGCAUAGAGAACCCCACGUAA